Octodon degus (degu) is the source of this 2055-nucleotide messenger RNA. RefSeq names its product cytochrome P450 4V2. Bases 76 to 1674 code for a protein of 532 amino acids. Gene Ontology annotation, molecular function: iron ion binding; oxidoreductase activity, acting on paired donors, with incorporation or reduction of molecular oxygen; heme binding. NCBI's taxonomy places the organism in Eukaryota, Metazoa, Chordata, Mammalia, Rodentia, Octodontidae. The record is from RefSeq and is a predicted model, not a curated record. The transcript has 11 exons.
CCCCGCCCCGGGCUGACUUCGCUGCUCCGCGCUCCCUCACUGCGCCACCGGGGCCAGGGGGCUGCCGCCGGCGGGAUGGAGCUCUGGUUGGGGAUGGUCGUUCAAAAGCUGUUCCUUUGGGGCGCGGCGAGUGCAGUCUCCCUGGCCGGCGCCACGCUGCUGCUCAACAUCCUGCAGAUGUUGGCCAGCUACGCGCGGAAGUGGCAGCAGAUGAAGCCCAUCCCCUCGGUGGCCCGCGCCUACCCCUUGGUGGGACACGCGCUGCUGAUGAAGCCGAACUCCACAGAGUUCUUUCAGCAGUUAAUUACUUAUACCGAAGAGUUCCGACACAUGCCACUGCUGAAAAUCUGGGUUGGGCCAGUGCCAAUGGUGGCCCUUUAUCAUGCAGAAACUGUAGAGGUAAUUUUGACUAGCUCAAAGCAAAUUGACAAAUCCUAUGUGUACAAAUUCAUAGAGCCAUGGCUUGGUUUAGGACUACUUACAAGUACUGGAAUGAAAUGGCGCUCCAGGAGGAAAAUGUUGACACCCACUUUCCAUUUUACAAUUCUGGAGGAUUUCUUAGAUGUCAUGAAUGAACAAGCAAAUGUGUUGGUUAAUAAGCUUGAAAAACAUGUUGACCAAGAGGCAUUUAACUGCUUUUUUUAUAUCACUCUUUGCGUCUUGGAUAUAAUCUGUGAAACAGCUAUGGGGAAGAGUGUUGGUGCUCAAAGCAAUGAGGAUUCCAACUAUGUCCGUGCAGUUUAUAGGAUGAGUGAUAAGAUUUUUCGAAGAAUGAAGAUGCCCUGGCUUUGGCUUGACCUUUGGUACCUUAUGUUUAAAGAAGGACGUGAACACAGAAGAGAUCUAAAGAUUCUACACACUUUUACCAAAAAUGUCAUCGCUGAUCGAGCCAAUGAAAUAAAGACAAAUGAAGAAAGUAAAGGUGCUAACACAGGUUCUGGCUCCUCCAAAAGAAAAGGCCUGGCUUUUCUUGACUUGCUUUUAAAUGUGACUGAUGAUGAAGGCAACAAGCUAAGUCAUGAAGAGAUUCGAGAAGAAGUGGACACCUUCAUGUUUGAGGGCCAUGAUACAACUGCAGCUGCAAUAAACUGGACCUUAUACCUGUUGGGUUCCUAUCCAGAAAUCCAGAGAAAAGUGGACAAUGAACUAGAUGAAGUAUUUGGGAAAUCUGAUCGUCCUGUGACCGUGGAAGACCUGAAAAAACUUAAAUAUCUAGACUGUGUCAUUAAGGAGACCCUUCGCAUUUUUCCUCCUGUUCCUUUAUUUGCCCGUUGUCUCAAUGAAGACUGUGAAGUGGCUGGAUACAAAAUUGUGAAGGGCACUCAAGCCGUCAUCCUUCCCUAUGCCUUGCAUAGAGAUCCAAGGUACUUCCCCAAUCCAGAAGAAUUCCAACCAGAGCGGUUCUUUCCAGAGAACAUGCAAGGACGCCAUCCCUACUCCUAUGUGCCCUUCUCUGCUGGACCCAGAAACUGUAUAGGUCAAAAGUUUGCUGUGAUGGAGGAAAAAACCAUUCUUUCCUAUAUCCUGAGACGGUUUUGGGUAGAAUCCAACCAAAAAAGAGAAGAACUUGGCCUCUCUGGAGAGUUGAUUCUUCGACCAAAUAAUGGCAUUUGGAUCACACUGGAGAGGAGAAAUGCAAACGGAGCCAAACUGUGUACUCCAGCUCCGCCUUGAUCGUGAAAACGAUCUUGGGAGAAGAAAAAUUUGAAAUUUGUGAUUUAUAAAUCAUGAGUUCAGUAUUCUGAAUCACCAGGCCUAAUACUUCGUUGCUCCACUGAUCUUGGGAUCCAGUCUAUGAAUCAGAGAGUCUUAUUCUUAUGACCACCAUAGAUGCUACAUUAAACCUAGGCUUGGCCUCAGAGGUCCAGGUAGCCGAGCUGGGACCAAAAUAAACCUGUUAACAAGUUUCUCAAGAGAUGGUUCUUCAGGCCAUGUCAAUGUCAUUUGAUAAACUCAAAGAAUAUAGUUUAAUUGAAGCUUCAGAAUAUUUUACAGUUAUUAUGGUUGACUUGCGAAUAUAUAUAAGGGGUGAUCAAAAUGUACAGUGACUAUUUA